AUGUCCCUGCAGACACUCACCGUGACCGCUGUUCCCGCCUUUCAGACGGGCCUCGUGCCCGACAAUGGACGCAACAUCCCGCACGACCUCAUCGUAACAUCGGUCAAGAAGGUCAACUCGACCUUGCCCUUCCUCCUGACCGCGGCAAUGGGCCUCGGCAUCAUUGUCGCAGACUGGUCCCUCCACCUGCCCUGGGAAUGGCGCCUCCUCCGCACACGCUCCCGCUGGAAGCUCUCCCAUUUGGCCUAUUUUUGCUCACGCAUCGGGGGCUUUUCGCUUGCCAUCACUGCCGUGCUCCACCAAUUCGUCGGCAACUUUGCCCCGGACGCAGAGGAGAUGGGUAGGGACCGUUGGCACAAUGCUGAUUUCGCCUGCUCCUCGGUCAAGAAGGCCAGCAAUGUCUUUGCCGUCCUCUCCAUCGCCGGUAGCACGGGCAUCCUCUUGCUGCGCUGCCUCGCGCUCUGGAGGUUCAAUCGCGCCGUCAUGGUGCCCCUUUGCCUGCUCUGGCUCGCCACCCCCGUCUUCAUCUUCGUGAAUGUCUUCAACCUCAACAGCAAGAGCCAGGCCAACGGCCUCUACGCCUGCCAAAACAUCCCGCCUCGGCUCCGCGCACACCCGGUGCUGUCCUACGUCCCUUGGUUUGUUCUGCCCGUCUUCGACUCGACCAUUCUCGUCCUCUCUCUUGUCGGCCUCCACCGCGCCACGGCGAAGCGCACCGCCUCCAAGCUGGAACGCAUGUUCCGCUUCGACAACCUCCUCUACUACGUCGUUUCGCUCAUCCUGGUACUGCCCAUCCCCAUCUACUACCUCGCCGUGGGCCGCGACGGCCGCAUGUGGCCCUACACCAACCUCUACAUCACCCUCUCGAGCGCCCUCUCCUGCCGCAUCUUCAUCAACCUCUGGAAAGCCAUCGGACAGGAGCUUGCAUCGGCCAACACCUAUACCCGCUCCCGCGAUACCGCCGCCGACGACGAUGCCUACAGCACCCAGCGCCGGACGCACGGUGCCAACAGCUUAGGUGUGCCAACGGUCGAGCUACGAGCUCAUCGCUCCGCCAUGACGAACCGCAGCCAGCUCACCGACGAUGAGGGCGACGACGGGGAGCUCGGCAUACCGUCCGACUUCGAUAACCAAGAGGCCUCGAGCUCCGACAAGAAGGAUCCCUCCGUCACGACCGAGAACAAGGUUCAGCAUCACCGCGUCGUACCGCAGUGGACGGAUGUGGAUCCGGACCUGGCCUUCAGCCUGCGAGGCGCCCAGAUGCUCGACGACGUCGAAAAGAACGGCCCGGGCCUCCAGUCGUCGCCUUGA
Pseudozyma flocculosa PF-1 is the source of this 1311-nucleotide messenger RNA. RefSeq lists its product as uncharacterized. The record is from RefSeq and is a predicted model, not a curated record. The transcript has a single exon. Bases 1 to 1311 code for a protein of 436 amino acids. Lineage: Eukaryota; Fungi; Basidiomycota; Ustilaginomycetes; Ustilaginales; Ustilaginaceae.